This is a messenger RNA of Caenorhabditis angaria, 900 nucleotides long. The record is from the annotation of a GenBank genome assembly. Lineage: Eukaryota; Metazoa; Nematoda; Chromadorea; Rhabditida; Rhabditidae.
AUGCUCGAACUGGAAGUUGACUUGUUGAUGUUUAUUGUGAGUUUUUUCGACACUUUCUGACUUGGCUUCGAAAUUUAAAAAAAAAAACUAAUUAUUAUUUCAGCCUAUUCUUGAUUGUUUGAUUGAAGCUAAUCGAUAUUCUGAGAAGUUGUUGAAUCAGCGAAAUUAGGUGCAUUUAUUUUGGUGAGUGGAAAAAAUGGUAUGAAAUUCUGAAAUUGCAAUUUGAAACUGAUAAAACUUUUAUUUCCUUUGUUUUCUCUUUGAAAAUCUAGGAAAUGGUUGAUUUUAUCAGUUUCAAAUUGGAAUUUCAGUGGAGAUGCGGAAGCUAUACCCAAUUUUUGAAUUUCAAAUGAAAAUCUUGUUUUUUUUUCUGCAAAUCAAAACAACAAAUAGGUUCAAAUUUUGAAUUUCAACGUGACCUAUAUGUAUAAUUUAUUUCCAGAAAAAAGAAAAUUUCUGAACUUCCAAUUGUUUUCAAAUCAAAUCAACUAUUGUUUUUAAGAUUGAAUAUUUCAAUUCCUCCGAUCACAGCAUCAAUUCUCAAAAAAUAUGACAAUUUUCGGUAAGUGAAAAUAGAAAUGUUGACAUAUUUUACAUGAACCUUUUUUAUAGCUCGAAAUCGAACAAUUCGAAGGAGAUUUUGCGGCCACAGUUGUUUGUCAGAUUUGGUCUUGAAAUUGGUAAGUGUUGAAAAAUGACAUGAAUUUCUGGAAUUGCAAUUUGAAACUAAGAAAACUUGUAUUUUUCUUGAUUUUUUAUUGAAACUCUUGAAAAAUGGUUGAUUUUAUCAGUUCCAAAUUGGAAUUUCAGCGGAGACAAUAUAAAAUAAAUAUUUUUCCAGAAUUUCGCGAGAAUUCCAAGUGGUCCAGAAUCUAUCGGCUUCUUUCAUCAAUGAGAUAA